AUGUGCCAGCGAAAAUGCGACAGGAACUGUGGUUCAACGACCAUCCGGAACUUGGUCGUUUGCCUUGAUGGGACUUCCAAUCAAUUUGGGCAUCACAACACCAAUGUUAUAGAGCUACACAGCCGAAUACUGAAAGAAGAUCAAGAUAUUCCGCAGCUUACUUUCUACAGAAGCGGUAUUGGGACUUUUGUGCCUCCCCAGAGGUUUUCGCUGCGAUACUGGUUAAGCCUUGGCGACAAUGUUAUUGACCAGGCCAUUGCAUGGCAUGUGGAGUCUAACGUUAAAGAAGCGUAUCAAUGGCUCGCAGAUAACUAUCAACGUGGGGAUAGAAUAUAUUUAUUCGGUUCGCUGAUUCCUGCCAUAGAGUACAUAGGAUUUUCCCGCGGAGCCUACCAAAUUCGAAUGCUAUCAGGAAUGAUUGAAAAGGUUUCCUUUUGGCUAUUAGGAGUGCGUCUCCUCAUGGUCGCCACUGAGGCUCGCUCAUCUCAUUCAGAGAUCAAGGACGAGACCGAGGCCGAAGCCCUGGCCUAUAAUUUCAAGAAGACGUUUUCGAGGCCCAUCAAGGUCCAUUUUGUGGGUGCAUGGGAUACUGUUUCGUCCGUUGGCAUCGUUCGAAAACACUCAUUACCACUGGCAGGGGCUGCCAGUUGUACUUGCUUCUUUCGUCACGCUCUGGCACUAGAUGAGCGUCGUGUCAAGUUCCUCCCCGAAUACUUCUCCAAAGGAUCGACACCGCGAUUUGGGAGACAACCGGAGUGUACAGAGUCCACUGAUGUAAAAGAGGUGUGGUUUGCGGGAAGUCAUUCAGACAUCCUCAACCUUUCCCGGGUUCCCUUGCUGUGGAUGGUGAAAGAGGCUAGUGCAGCUGGCCUCAGGUUCACAUCACGAAACAUGGAAAGCGAAUGGGAGCAGGGGAACCUUCACAAAGCCAUACCGAUAAAAUCUCUAAAAGGAUCGUGGUGGUUCCUUGAAUACGUGCACAUCACACGACUCUCGUACAAGGAUGAGAAUAGUACUACAAGGUAG
Desarmillaria tabescens is the source of this 1026-nucleotide messenger RNA. RefSeq lists its product as uncharacterized. Bases 1 to 1026 code for a protein of 341 amino acids. The record is from RefSeq and is a predicted model, not a curated record. The transcript is spliced from 7 exons. Lineage: Eukaryota; Fungi; Basidiomycota; Agaricomycetes; Agaricales; Physalacriaceae.